Messenger RNA from Chara braunii, 2045 nucleotides. The record is from the annotation of a GenBank genome assembly. NCBI's taxonomy places the organism in Eukaryota, Viridiplantae, Streptophyta, Charophyceae, Charales, Characeae.
CUAUAACCACCACUCAGCACCUCCAGCAGAUGGAGAGUGCCACGGCGGGACAACCCGGGAGGCUCGGCAGAUGGACGGGGCCGGCUGUUGAGCACCCAACGCAAUUGAUGACAACAAUACAAUUACAGCAACAAUCCCCGCGUCAAAGGACACAGCCCACACAGCUGGAGGCCACUAUGCCCAAGCAACGCCCUCAGGGGCAAGGACAACCUCAAUCUCAAGGGGGUGAUCUGACGCAAGCCCAAGCUUUGCUGUACCAGCAGCAUACGAAGAGCGCCACAACAGGACAGCCACAGAGGGAGGGGGCACAGCUUCUACCAGCAGCUAACACAGAUGGGGCACAACUGCAGCUGAUGGAGUUUACUGAGCCCGUGCCCUGUCUGCAGCACACGGGGAGCACCACAAUAGGAAAUCCACAGAGAGAGGCGUCACAGACUCCACCACCAGGACAGCUGCACAAACCGUCAGAGGUGGCCAUGGCCCCGCCAAAGGUCGACACAAUGCAGAACACACCGGUUGCUGCUUGCUCCGAACCUUGUCGUCAAGGGGCAGAGGACCCUCAACAGCAAGCCGAGAGGCAACGGCGACAGGUGGAGAAUGCCCUGAUGGGGCAACUCAUAGGGGAGGGGACACAAGUGUUGUUACCUGCUAUCGCUGAUGGGACUCAGCUGAUGCUGGCCGCAGGGCAUCACCAGCCGAGGCUAGCUGCUGACACUGGAGGGCCAGGGCCACAUCUACUGCAAACUGAGUCCACCAUGUCUCUGCCCAGUCCUCAAGGGGAUCAGCUGUACAAAAGGCCAGUAGAGUCCAUGGCCCCGAUAAAGGAGGACUCAAGGCUGCACCCGCCGCCUCUACCUGCCAAUGCCGGAGGGUCUCAUCUACUGCUAACUAAAUCUACCAUGCCUCUACCAUGUCCACAGGGGGGACAUCUGUGCCAACUGCCAGCAGAGGCCAGGGCUUCGCUAAAGGAGGACACAAGGCUGUGCCCCCCGCUGCUGGCUACCAAAACCGGAGGCUCACAGCUGGAGCUAACAGAAUCCACAAAACCUUUACCCUGUCCCGCCCCCCCUGAACCUCUAUCGCGAGGGGAUGACGCACAGCGUCAGCAAGCUGUGUCCGCCCAACAGACACAGCUGUUGCUAGGGGCGACCACCAGGUCCGUGCCCCGUCCUCAGGAGGGUCAAUGUCAGAGACCGCCAGCUGCGAUCACCGGACCUGUGUCCCGUCCUCCGGGGGGCCAGCUGCAGAGACCGCCAGCAGAGACCACGGCCCCUCGAUCCAACCGAACAGUGAAUGAACAGUUAAGGCCUGGGGAACUGGUGGUACUGGAGGGAACGCAGGUAACAGGCAUUAGCUCCCAGUGUGGCCGCCAGUGCCAAGACUGGUCGGAAAGACCAGGCUCCGCCCGGGGGUCGGCAGAGGACAAACAAGCUGCAGUCGGUCCAGAGGUAGUUGCUGCCAAAGGGGCGGAGUCGGGGACCACGACAAUCACCCCCCACAACAAACUGCUGAGGUCGCCGACAAUGCCUAAACAACCGAGUGGAGUAAAUAAGAUACAGAGGUACGUCUAUCUGCAAAACAUGGCCAGACGAUUGAAGAACCUGUUUCCAAAAGAAUCGUCGUUCAAUACACACCGUCAGCAGCACCCGCGGGCGGAGAAUGUGCAACCACGAUUUCCAGUCCCCCAAUCCAGGCAGGCCGAUCAGGUCGACCAGGCCGUAGUCAGCCUGGUGCAACUGCCAGGGUUGACACAGGGACAGUCACAAGAUGGCCAGACACAAGCACAGAUGCGGCAACUAACAAACACGGACACCUACAAGCUGCAGCAGGGACCCAUGCCCACCACUACCAGCAAAUGCUUAGAGAGCAAGAGCAGGCGGAAAUCGAACUACAAGAAGCUGUGGCCCUGCGAAGGGCGAGGCAUCGGAAUCGGAUACGGACAGCAAAAUUGAAAUGGGUGCUGCCAUAAUAGGGGAAGAAGGUGUAGGACCCCGAAACCCUCAAAGGAGCAUUGAAUCAUCCGAGGGUGCAGCCCUCACACAAGA